Molecule: messenger RNA, 3363 nt
Organism: Anguilla anguilla (European eel)
Lineage: Eukaryota; Metazoa; Chordata; Actinopteri; Anguilliformes; Anguillidae
Product: wee1-like protein kinase 1-A
Exons: 11
Coding region: 317-2128 (603 amino acids)
Biological process (GO): mitotic cell cycle; protein phosphorylation
Cellular component (GO): nucleus
Molecular function (GO): ATP binding; non-membrane spanning protein tyrosine kinase activity; magnesium ion binding
Source: RefSeq, a predicted model, not a curated record
AGUCAUUUGACCAACGGUCGCGGGAAGCACCGAAGUGGGCAGAUCAGAAGUUUGGAAUUGCUGAAAUUUGCUAAUUUAGUAAACAAACACACAGAUUCAUAGUUAAAAGUGUUGUUUUGUGAUGAGUAGUUUUACUUUUUUAGUCUUGAUCAUCGUUCAUCAUAUGCGGUCUGACUAAGCGAUUUUGUGAACGUAAAAAGUGAGCGCUAGUAAUCGGAGGGUCACGCUGUAGCCAUUUUCGCUGUGCGGGGGGUUUUAGGGAACGCGAGUACGUUAGCUAGCGAGUGCUAGCUAGUGGUCUUGUAAACGUGGAGAAAUGAGUUUCAGCUGCCGAAGACAACACGGGAGCAAUUCUCCAAAGAUGGGACCUAUUCGGCAAAAAUUACAGUUUACUCCAAGUGACGGAGAAGAGGAGGACUGCAACAACAGCACAGGAGCAGAGUCGGGCUUCACUGAGAUCGACUCCCCGCUACCGCUGCGGCGACAGAAUUCAGCGGAGAGCCAGCGCGAAGAUGGCGAUGUGGAGCUCUGGGACGAGGAAGGGUUUGGAUCGCCGUCCCCCGUGAAACAGCGUAGAGUCCUCGUCAAGGGGUCGCCAUCUCCAAGGAAGAGCCCCCGGUCUUACGACAGUUCUUCCCCGGAUAUGUACCGCCGGGAAGAUAGGGAAGGGUCAAGUUCUCCUAUUCCCGAUUGCCCAGAUACACCUCCCCAUAAAACCUUCAGAAAGCUCCGGCUGUUUGACACGCCGCACACCCCAAAGAGUUUGCUGUCCAAAGCCCGGGGUGCGGGUACUGUGUCCUCUAGUAGGAGAGUAGCCCUCUUCAAGAAUGCAGACUCAUCGGGGAAACCCACCACGGACUGCAAGUGGAACCAGACACCCCGAAUUAACAUAAACCCUUUCACGCCCGACUCGCUAGUCGUGCAGUCAGCUACACUCCAGAGGAAUACUAGGAAGAGGUCACACUGGAAUGACUCUUGUGGAGAAGAUAUGGAAGCCAGUGAUGCUGAAUUUGAAGAUGAAAUCAUUCCUCCAAAGAGGAUAACCAUAAUGGAAAGCAACAUGACGUCCCGGUACGCCACGGAGUUCCACGAGCUGGAGAAGAUCGGCUCGGGCGAGUUCGGCUCCGUGUUCAAGUGCGUGAAGAGGCUGGACGGCUGCAUCUACGCCAUCAAGCGCUCGAAGAAACCCCUGGCGGGCUCCAUAGACGAGCAGAAUGCGCUCCGGGAGGUGUACGCCCACGCCGUCCUGGGACAGCACCCCCAUGUGGUCAGAUACUAUUCUGCAUGGGCAGAAGACGACCACAUGCUGAUACAGAACGAGUACUGCAACGGCGGGACGCUCUCCGACAUAAUAUCGGAGAACUACAGGACCUUGCGCUUCCUGUCCGAGAUGGAGCUGAAGGACCUGCUCCUGCAGGUGUCCCGCGGGCUGAAGUACAUUCACUCCACGUCGCUGGUUCACAUGGACAUCAAGCCCAGCAACAUCUUCAUCUCUCGAAAGACCGUUUCAUUUGUGGAUGAAGGCGAUGAAGACGAUGGGCUCACAGGAAGCGUUGUGUACAAAAUAGGUGAUCUUGGUCAUGUGACCCGGGUGAGCAAUCCUCAGGUUGAAGAGGGGGACAGCAGGUUCCUGGCAAAUGAGGUCCUCCAAGAGGAUUAUAAGAACCUGACCAAAGCAGACAUCUUUUCCUUGGCACUGACGGUGAUCAGUGCCUCAGGGGCGGAGCCUAUGCCCACCAAUGGGGACAAGUGGCACGAAAUCCGGCAAGGAAAACUUCCCCGGAUACCACAAGUGCUCUCUCAGGAAUUCUUAAAUUUACUGAAGCUGAUGAUCCACCCGGACCCGGAGCGCAGGCCGUCGUCGUCGGCGCUCAUCAGACACCCGGUGCUGCUCACCGCCGCGCGCAUGAGCGCCGACCAGCUGCGCGUGGAGCUCAACGCCGAGAAGUUCAAAAACGCGCUGCUGCAGAAGGAGCUGAAGAAGGCGCAGAUGGCCAAGGCGGCCGCGGAGGAGAAGGUUUUGGGCACAGACCGAGUACUGACGCGCUCCACCGUCCAGUCCAGCAACAGGACGUCCAGGCUCAUCGGCAAGAAGAUGAACCGCUCGGUCAGCUUGACGAUUUACUGAAACGGACAAUUUCCUCAAGCGGCUUUUUUUUUUUUUUUUUGCGCUGAACCACAAACUGAGAAGCCCUCUGAAGGGCAGGCGGAGUAAACUUGUGGACAAGUUGGCACUGUCUGUGGACUUAAACUCUGCUCGGACUGCGGGGGACUUGUGAAAGAGUGGGAGGGGGUGGUUCAGUUCAUUUUGUUUUGUUUUUUUUACUGAAGCGUGACCUAAAACUUUCCAAUCUUAAUCAAAGUCCUUCAGAGUGAAGGGAUGUUCAGCCCGAGCACUUGAGGGUUUUCCUGCGAAACAGUUUUGCUUCUUAAACUAGAGGGGAAUAAUGUUCCAGAGCAUUCUGUUCAGUGCGAGGGUCUAAGACAGUUAAUAUUGCACCUUACAGCCUGUGAAGUACCUAAAUUCAGGUAAAGCUGGAUCACCAGAUAAGAUUGUUUAAGAAAAUGAGCACUUUGAGGGCAAUGAAUAAAUUUGCCAGAUACAGCCUGCUGCUAUAAAUGUUGUCUUUCCGUAACUAGGGUUGGAGAGAUCCACAUCUCAAAUCUUGUACAUUUAACAAAAUACUGAUUUUAUAUGAACUGCUGUCAGACACAGAAAGCAAUAACAACAUGGUUGAUGAGAACAGGCCUUUCUGCCUAGUAAUUUUGUCCAUUGGGUAGAGUGUAAUCCAGCACUGAACACCCUUAGGGUGAGAUGCAAGUUGUCAAUUUGUGUUUUUGUUUUUUUUGUUUUUUUAAAUUCUUUUUUAUUUUGUAUUUGGUGACUUACAAAACUGUAAUUUUAUAACCCAGUUUUUACUUAACCGAUUGAAUGUACCCUUUUCUCAAUUCAUAAAUGCACGUAGGCCCAGAAAAAAUGCAGUUUAGGUGAAUUAAUACAGGAUGUGUUUUAAAAGCUCUUAUUUGCCUUAAUGUUCAGUUUUGCUUUUAACUUAACGCUCCUCGCAGUCCACAGAAGGUUACAGUAUUUGGUGCUAGAAAAAUGUUUUCUCUUUUUUCUCCCUCAGCCUAUCUCUCCAGCCCUGACAGUAGCAUUAAAACAGUCGUUAAUAUGUUUAGUUUACCGUACGUGAAUAAUGCAUUUCUUUGUUAUAAUGCACAAUCAGCGCAAGGAUUUGUGCAUUUGUUUAUUACAUUUUGUAGUUUAAUUUUCACCAUGAGUCUGUCACAUUCUCAGCUUUAGAAAUUCCUCAUUUUGUUACAGAUUGUACAACUGUUCUCAAUAAAUUCAAAUUUUCUGGA